GCCUGGACAGUGAGGUGAUCUACCCUCAGGGUAUGUCGUGCACGAUGCCAGAGGAGCAUCAGCUGGUCAUGAUGAGGGCAAUACCUGGGCUGGAGAACUGUCGCAUCGUCAGGCCGGGGUAUGGGGUCGAGUACGACUUCAUGGACCCACGACAACUCAAGCCCAGCCUGGAGACCCGGCUAGUGGCCAACUUGUACUUUGCAGGGCAGAUCAACGGGACUACUGGCUAUGAGGAGGCAGCCGCUCAGGGUAUCAUGGCUGGCAUCAACGCAGCGUGCCAGGUCCAGGCGAAGCCUCCACUAGUGGUGAGCCGCACUGAGGGCUACAUCGGCGUGCUCAUCGAUGACCUCACCACGCACGGCACCAAUGAGCCGUACCGGAUGUUUACCUCACGGGCAGAGUUCCGCCUCUCUCUCCGGCCGGACAAUGCCGACAUCAGGCUUACCUCAAAAGUCAAAUACAGCACUGACAUAGCCAGCCAGCUUGAGGAGAUUGCGGCUGUGAAGAGAGAGGAGCAAAUGACCCUGCCGGAUGAUCUGGACUAUUUCAGCUUGAACAUCUCUAAUGACGCUAAAUCGAAACUGGCAGAAGCGAGACCAGCAUCAAUAGCAGCAGCGAGUCGCAUCCCGGGAAUCACGCCUGCCGCUGUGGCUCACCUCCUUUAUCAUGUCAAGGCCACUCAGCGUCAAGGGAAGCAACCCUCUGCCUCUUUCACCACAUCAGUUGCUAAAGACACAGACAAGUCUUGAGUUGAGCUCCAAAAACAGUGAUUACCUCUUGCAAAUGUUGUUCAAUUUUGUUGAGGUCUACAGUAUUUGCUCGCCAUUCGCAGACUUAGUACAUUACAUUUUUUCCUGAUGAAAACCAGAAAAUUAGGAAAGCUCUAUAGACUCACUAUUGGGUGCAUCUGCAAUAAUCAAUUUUGGUAAAGUCAUUAACAAAUGCAAAUUUUUAUUUUUUGUUUAAUACCAUUGGUCACUCAUGUGUAGAAAGCAUUUAUAUGAGCAUGGGAGAGGUUUGUCAGAAUCUGGGAAGGGAAUGUAAAGGCGUGAAAUACAUAAUAAGAAUACUGUUUAGAUUUUCCCCUAUCAUUACUAUCAUGGUAAGUAAUCUCUGCCAUAUUUAGGAAAUACUGUAAGUCUAAAACUAUUGCACUAACUGAUAUUAUUUUAGAUACAGAUCUUUAGCUGACACCACAAGACGGUACACCCCUGUGGAGUGAGUAUAGAUCAGUUAUUAAGGUAUUGGUGUAUAUGUGUUCACAAACAAACUAUUUUCUGCUCAUGACACGAGAAAUACUCUGUGAACAUAUUUAUUUCUGUAUGCUGAACUGUUAUGUGUGUGAAUGUUUUUGCAGUGUUGUAGUUGUAGCAAUCAUGAUUGUUUCUUGAUUCAGAGAAUGGCUUGACGUUGUCGCCUGUAAAUGUUAUCGAUAUUCGUGGCCUCAUGCACAAACCAUCUGUGCCUGGAGUCAUAUUUCUCACAGGAGAAGGGGGGGGGGAAGACCCUGAUUUUCUGCAAACUGGCAGCUGGACAUGACGAACUGAUCUAGGUUUUUUAAAGUAGUUAGAGAAUCACUUAAACUCUACCAUUGGGUGUACUGGGUAUUGAUAAAUCAAGAGUAACAACAGAAAGUGAGGGAUAGAAGCCUAUGUUGUGUAUGCUUACUUUACUGCCAACCAGUACAGUACACAAAAAACAUAUUUAAUACGUUUUUGAGGGUCUGAGUUUGGAAAUUCGUUUCGGUACCAGUACCAGCAUUAAAGAAAAUAAUAUGUGAGACAUCAUGGAGAAAUCAGGCGCUCGUCAAAAUAACGAAAUCGAAGAAACUGGCAUUUUUCCUCCAGUUUGACCAUUUUUUUUCCAAAUUUUUGUUUUUAUCCUCAGAACUUGUUAGGUCCAUCUGAAAACACAUUCCUAUAUAAAUUUUACAGAAAAGCGUUGAUUAAUGGCACAAAAUAUGUAAAUUUUCAGUUUUCAAGGACUCUCAAGAUAUAGAAGUUACAAAACUUUAGAGGCCAUUUUCUGGAAGAUUUUACCUCUGAAACUAUGCUACCUCCACCUUCUUAAUCGCGAAUAUUUCGACUUCUAAUUCUAAUCAAGAUAGGUGGGUGACUUUUUUUAAAGAAAGCAAGGCAACUGAAUAAGCUUUCAGAUAUCAAUACCUCCACAUGCAGAAAAAUUGACGAGUGCCUGAUUCCCCCGCAUCGUGACACAUAUAUGAUAUGUAUUCUUUUCCCUAACAUUGCUCCUCAUGGACUUGCUGAUGCUGUUGAAAAAUCAUGAACUUUCAGAACUGGAUUUGUGAAUAAAAAUGAGAUUGAAGCCAAUAGGUCAAUUGUAGUUGUGUCCAUUACCAAUAUAAUAAUCAGUUAAUAACUGAGUUAUCUAUUGCACAUGGAUUUUUAAGGAAUGCAGCAGUGUAAAGGGUUUAGAUGGGGACUGUAUAACCAAUACCCGCCAUCUUGACAAUGUGGUGUGCGUAGUCUAUUACUGUUAUGGUUUUGAAAAUUUGGCAGCUGUGUGUAUGUGUACAGAUGUAAAUACCACCUACUGUACCCUCCACCCGGUCACUGAACUGAGUAAUCUCUACUAGCAUCUGUGGUGUAGUGGGUAGACACCUCGCCAUCAGUCACACACAGAAGAAAUAAAAUGAUGAAAUGACAUAGGUUUAACGUCCCUAUCAACACAGUUAGGUUAACUUAUAUAAGAGGCGGGACCGCCAAGUUUCACGUCCAGCUCUGAAAGGACCAAGCCAAAUUGGGAAUUCGUGUAAAGUGUCUCUCCCAAGGACAAAACAUCUGACUUAGCUGAGGCUCGAACCCCGUACUCACAAUCUCACGAUUACGAGUCCGGUAGCCUAUCAACAACUAGAAGGUUACUGGCCCCAUACACACAGAAGACCUGAAUCCGAUUUCUGUGUGGGGUGAAUUUUUAUCUCAUGAGACAUCAUCUCCCUCUCAGCACAGGUUGACCCAGACAGGCAGACAAAGCAGACAAAGCCCACUUCCUACAAGAUCUCUAACCUAUGUUGAAGAGGGCUGAAAACCGCUACGUUUUUUUUUUUUAAUUUAAUUUGUCCGAUCUCUAAGUGUGAAGAGAAUAUUGCAAUUUCAAUUAUUCUGUCUCAGGACUAGAUGUAGCUGCUAUACAAAAUUGUCCAUAAAAUCUCAUACUCUGCUUGAAAUCAUGAUUAAAUACAAGAUAAACUAA
Molecule: messenger RNA, 3213 nt
Organism: Aplysia californica (California sea hare)
Lineage: Eukaryota; Metazoa; Mollusca; Gastropoda; Aplysiida; Aplysiidae
Product: protein MTO1 homolog, mitochondrial
Biological process (GO): tRNA wobble uridine modification; tRNA methylation
Cellular component (GO): cytosol
Molecular function (GO): flavin adenine dinucleotide binding
Source: RefSeq, a predicted model, not a curated record